Messenger RNA from Balaenoptera musculus (blue whale), 1596 nucleotides. It is a transcript of the gene IL25, whose product is annotated as interleukin 25. Gene Ontology annotation, cellular component: extracellular region. NCBI's taxonomy places the organism in Eukaryota, Metazoa, Chordata, Mammalia, Artiodactyla, Balaenopteridae. Gene Ontology annotation, molecular function: cytokine activity. Bases 1 to 1113 code for a protein of 370 amino acids. The record is from RefSeq and is a predicted model, not a curated record. The transcript has 5 exons.
AUGCCUCGGAGAGCGCGGCGGCUGGGCUGGGCGGCCCGAGUGGUUGCUUUCUGCCGAGACUCUCGCAGCCCCGGCGAGGAGGCGGGUUCCGAAGCACGCACACUAGGUCGCAGGGCGCCUGGGGGUCUGGGGGCGCCGCGACGGCGCCUCGCUACCCGCACGCGGGCCCGGCUCGAAGGGGCGGGACGGCCUUCCCCACACGCCCCCCUCCAGCCCUCGACGUCGGAGCUCCCGCUCCCACCCUCGGCCCCCGGCCCUCGGCGCUGGCCCCGCCGCCCCGCUUACACGCACCCUUGGCGGGCCCUCUCCGCGCGCCCCAGGGCUCGGGGCAGCCCGGGUGUCUCAGGCAACCGAGAGAAAGGCCACAAAGCAAGAAGGAGCAAAGAGAAGGCGAAGGAGGAGCAGAGGCCAGGGUCCUGCGGACUCGCCUGGAGCUGUGUGACCUUGGUCAAGUUCUGGAACAUCUCUGAAGCUCAGUUCCUCAUCUGGAACAGUGGCUUUGGCCCUGCUGUCAGCCAGGCUGGGCGAGCAGCAUCCGGCGUGUACCAAGAUCUCAGGGAGGGGGCACCCGGACUAAGUGGAAGCAGUUUUCUCACUGGCCUUUUCCUACAGGUGGUUGCAUCUUUGGCAAUGGUCUUGGGAACCCACACCCUCCAUUUGCGUCCCCAGAAGGGCUGUACCCACUGGCCCAGCUGCUGCCCCAGCAAAGGACAGAACCCCACUGAGAAGUGGCUGAAGUGGGACACUGUGCUUAUGCCUCCCCCAGAGACCACCAGCCUUGCCCACUACCCGGGAUCCUGCAAGGCCAGUGAAGACAGACCCCUCAACAGCCGGUCCAUCGCCCCCUGGAGAUACGAGUUGGACAGAGACUUGAACUGGCUCCCCUUGGACCUGUACCGCGCACGUUGCCUGUGUCCACACUGCGUCAGCCUCCAGACAGGCUCCCACAUGGACCCCCUCGGAAACUCGGAGCUGCUCUACCACAACCAGACCGUUUUCUACAGGUGGCCGUGCCCUGGAAAGCAGGGCGCGCAUGAUGGCUACUGCCUGGAAUGCAGGCUCUACCCCAUCUCCUUGGCUUGUGUGUGCAUGCGGCCCUGUGUGAUGGCCUAGCUGGGCCGCCCAUGGCUGGUCCCUGGUCAAACACUGGAGCUGGGUGUACAACCACCUGUUGCCACGGUGAGCCAGGACGCCCGAACGCUCAGCCCCUCCAAAGCACCACCUGGAGCAGCAGGAUCUUGGGACAGGAUGGGGGACUUUGUGGGGAACCGCACUUUGCACUUUUUGAAGUGGAUGGGAAAUGCAGGGCGAAUCCAAGGCAGCAGCAGCGGCUGCUUAUGGCCCCUGGAAACUGACAUCCUCGCAUUUCCUCCUGGGAAAAGUCUUCAAAGCUCUGCCUGUUUCUGUCUCUUCUUUCCUUCCACUCCCAGCUGCCCUGGUGCAGUGCAGGCACUUUCUGAAAUUUUUCCCUUUGCCAAUGGAGGGCCCUUCAUUUCAUUUGUUCGUCCAUUCAUUCAUUCAUUCAUCAAACACUCAGUGAGCAUCUACUUUGGAUGCUCUACCUUACACAUCCUGGUAUAGUUACUAGUCUUUUGA